GCUCGGGAGCGCGCACGGUCACGGAGGUGAGGACGGAGACGCGCGGCACCUGCGAGUGCGCGUUUAAAUCUCGGCGAGAAGUGCGGAGACAACAGAGAGAGAGACGUGGGUCGCGCCAGGGCUGAUCAGGAUGAGGCGGGUGUGAGCGAGCCCCAGAACCCCAGAACCCCAGAACGCCCUCUUCUGCCACCAUGAGUGGGAAGAGUCUCCUGCUGAAGGUCAUCCUGCUGGGCGACGGCGGUGUGGGCAAGAGCUCCCUGAUGAACCGCUACGUGACGGACCGCUUCGACUCGCAGUCCUUCCACACCAUCGGCGUGGAGUUCCUGAACCGCGACCUGGAGGUGGACGGGCGCUUCGUCACGCUGCAGAUCUGGGACACGGCGGGCCAGGAGCGCUUCAAGAGCCUGCGCACGCCCUUCUACCGCGGCGCCGACUGCUGCCUCCUCACCUUCGCCCUGGACGACGCGCAGAGCUUCCGCAACCUGGGCUGCUGGAAGAAGGAGUUCGUCUUCUACUCCGACGUGCGCGACGCCGAGCGCUUCCCCUUCGUGGUGCUGGGCAACAAGGUGGACAAGGAGGACCGGCAGGUGAGCGAGGAGGAGGCGCGGGCCUGGUGUCAGGAGAACGGCGGCUGCCCAUACUUCGAGACCAGCGCCAAGGACGACACCAACGUGGGCGAGGCCUUCGAGGCGGCCGUGCGGCAGGUGCUGGCCGCCGAGGAGCAGCUGGACCACUCUCUGCUGGGCAGCGCCAUCGAUCUCCAUGGCAACCGCAAGCCCACCCGCACCUCCUGCUGUUAAGCCCCCCAACCUCUCCCACACCCACCCCACCCGGCCCCAGGCCUUAGGCCCCAUUUCCCUCCCUCUCCAAAAGCCCUUCGUGCCCCUAGCAGUCACGUGAAAAAUGCCAUGGAGAGACACCCGUGGGUCAGCUGUCAUAGGAGGGAAACCACAAAAAAUGGGAGCUGCUCCAUUUGCUCCGUCCUUCAUCCCUUCCUCAGAGGGCUCCUUCUCGUCCAUGCUGUUUGGACCCAGGGCCAGUAGCUCCACAAAGCCUGGGGCUUUCAGUUUCUGGAUCACUUGUGGUUUGUCUCCGUUGGAGUGGGAGUGGGAGCUGGCGUUGGAGAGGCAGGCCAGGCCCCGUUCCCUUUGGAGGGGUCCUGAGAAAGCUUCCCUCGCGGUCCCCGUUCAGGGGUCUCCCUUUAGAAAACACCCCCCUGCCAAAACACCAGAGCCCUGCCAUCUCUGUGUCGUGUCCUGUUGAAGCCGAGACGUAACGUGCCCACCCCAGAGUGGGAAUAGAUCCGAGCCUGUGUGUGCGUGUGUGAAUCCUGCCAUCGAGACAAACGGGGCUGGGGAGAAUUGAGCUGUGUUUUUGUACUACUGCUUGAUCUUUAUAUCUCUUUUGUUUCGUGUUGCUUCAGCUCAUUUCCAGAUGCACUAAAGUGCGGAGCUUACAAAAUGCUGCUGGGAUUUGGGAUAGUUGUGAAAAACGUUCAGGGCUGGUGAAAACUUUCUAAAAGAAGGGACGUUUUUUUUUUUCCAUUUUUAAAAAGGGAUACAGAGUUUUUGCCUUUGUACGGUACGUUACUUUUCUGUGUUUAAUUUAUUGUGAGGAUGGGUUACGAACAGCCCCAGUUGUUUUGUGUUUUUGUUAUUUUAAGAACAAAUUAUUUUUAAAACUUGCUGCUGUGCUUUUAUACUCUGCUAACUAGACUUUGUAAACCGGAGUAAGUGCUCUUCUGGAUGGCCAGAGCUUCUGUCAGGGAUGGAACAGGCCGUGCUGUGUAGAACAAGCCAGAACUUUCAUCGGCCUUCACAAACGCACAGGGCUCUCGUCUGGUGGGGGGGCAGUCUCCACCACUGCCAUUAACUUGGCAGAUAUUCCCUGGCGGUCUUUGUCCUCUCUCAUGUCCAUUCCUAUGCACAAUUUCCUCCCUUUACUCUUCCUUUCUUGGCAUUCAGUGGAAAACAAACAAACCAGUUUCUCCUCUCCUUCAGACCUGCGUCAGUUUCCAGUCUAGACCUAUCCUUGUAAACUUUUGCUCUUCCUGUUAGAAAAUGGUGAGCAACUGUGGUUUUGAAGCAAAAUGCUGUUCAUACCCCCCCCGCCCCGUGGACAGUUAUCCCUGUCGACCCAAAAGUGAAACUGGUGGAUCUGCUUCCUGUAUGCCGAUUCUGCUCUAUGACCACCUAGGGUGAUGCCAUCUUUGACUUCCUCCGGUGCCACCAGCUGCAGGGGUGCAGAACACAGCCGCCUGGCACUGGCAUCGCCGCAGGCUGUGCACAAAGUCUGAGAAGCUUUCCAGGGCUUCAGGAUUUGCGUUUUCUGCUGCACUAGGUGUAUCAUACCCUUGUUCCUUUCUGAAAAGAAACCAACUUGCUGGGGCCUGAUUUAAAAUGCUUUUUUUUAAGUAAGGAAAGACAGAGGCUUUCAAAGCGGGGGUGGUUUCAGUAUAUAGCCAUCUGGCC
Molecule: messenger RNA, 2471 nt
Organism: Lepisosteus oculatus (spotted gar)
Lineage: Eukaryota; Metazoa; Chordata; Actinopteri; Semionotiformes; Lepisosteidae
Gene: rab9b
Product: RAB9B, member RAS oncogene family
Biological process (GO): Rab protein signal transduction; retrograde transport, endosome to Golgi
Cellular component (GO): phagocytic vesicle; lysosome; late endosome
Molecular function (GO): GTP binding; GTPase activity
Source: RefSeq, a predicted model, not a curated record